This is a messenger RNA of Juglans microcarpa x Juglans regia, 1530 nucleotides long. Its product is annotated as mitochondrial carnitine/acylcarnitine carrier-like protein. Gene Ontology annotation, biological process: mitochondrial L-ornithine transmembrane transport. The coding region runs from base 499 to 1392 and encodes 297 amino acids. The transcript is spliced from 4 exons. NCBI's taxonomy places the organism in Eukaryota, Viridiplantae, Streptophyta, Magnoliopsida, Fagales, Juglandaceae. The record is from RefSeq and is a predicted model, not a curated record. Gene Ontology annotation, molecular function: L-ornithine transmembrane transporter activity.
AGAGAGAGAGAGAGAGCGCAGAAGCAGAAGUGGCAUUUUCUCAACCUCUGUAUCCGCAUCCCCAUCCGGUCUCUUGGGUCACAUUCUCAACCACAUCUCUCUCUCCCUGCCUUUCUUCGUGUGAAAUCCACUCUAGACAAUAGUUUGUGGCCUCCUUUUUGUCCCACCCAACCUCUCCCUUGUGGCUCUCACUACCUGCGAUUCCAUUCCCUUGUGUUGUUCGACCAUUCCCAGACUCUUUUAUUCCUUGAAACCCAUUUCAAACUCUCGUCCAACGCCUGCGUUUUGGGACCCAUUCAUCUCUCUUUUCAUGGAUGUGAUUGUCUGAGACGUGCGACCAACUCUCCUGGUAUUGGGUAACGGGUUUCGAUCGAUUUAGCUCUUAUUUCGUCUGGUUCUGAUAGUGACAGUGGAAAUCCGCUCCAGUAAGUUUUCUGUUCCUGUUCAAUCCGCUCAAGUGGGCUCUGUUCUGUUUGACAAACACGUUUAAUUGCAAAUAUGGGGGAUGUCGCAAAGGACUUGGCUUCUGGGACUGUUGGAGGAGCAGCACAAUUGAUUGUUGGGCACCCCUUUGACACCAUUAAGGUCAAGCUUCAGAGCCAGCCUGCUCCACUUCCAGGCCAACCUCCCAAGUAUGCAGGUGCAAUGGAUGCUGUCAGGCAAACGUUAGCUGCGGAAGGCCCUAGAGGUUUGUACAAGGGUAUGGGGGCUCCACUGGCCACUGUGGCUGCCUUCAACGCUGUCCUCUUCUCUGUGAGGGGACAAAUGGAGGCAUUAUUGCGGUCUCAGCCUGGUGCCCCCCUUACGGUUAACCAGCAAAUUGUUUGUGGGGCAGGUGCUGGAGUUGCUGUUUCCUUUUUAGCUUGUCCUACUGAAUUGAUCAAGUGCAGGUUGCAAGCCCAGAGUGCAUUGGCAGGUUCCACUUCAGCCAGUCCGGCAGUGAAGUAUGGAGGACCAAUGGAUGUGGCUAGGCAUGUUCUCAGAUCAGAAGGUGGUGUGAGGGGUCUCUUCAAAGGAUUGGUUCCUACAAUGGCACGCGAGGUUCCCGGAAAUGCUGCGAUGUUUGGUGUCUAUGAAGCUCUGAAGCAGUUUUUUGCAGGUAGCCAGGACACAUCUAAAUUGGUAAGAGGCUCUUUGAUUGUGGCUGGAGGCUUAGCUGGAGCUUCCUUCUGGUUCUCAGUCUACCCAACCGAUGUUGUCAAGAGUGUACUUCAGGUAGACGAUUACAAAAAUCCCAAGUUCUCUGGAUCAGUUGAUGCAUUUAGAAAGAUCCUUGCCUCGGAGGGAGUUAAAGGUCUGUAUAAGGGGUUUGGACCUGCCAUGGCCAGAAGUGUUCCUGCAAAUGCUGCAUGCUUCUUAGCAUACGAGGUGACAAGGUCUAGUUUGGGAUAAUUGGUUCUUUAGGUUUUAUUGGUAGAAUGUUUUUUUCGAUUUGUUUGGCAAUGCUGGCAUGCUCUUUGUAUUCUGUAAUUUCAUUCUGUUGCUGGAAGAAGGAUGCACCAGUUGCUAAACCUGCUUUUCAAAUUUUCA